CCUCUGAGCUGCUGUCUUUAGUUGACUGUCACUUAGCAGAGGAACAUGUCGAUGCCAAUUGCCUUCUACAUUUGCCUGACCUUGAUUUUGUUCAUAUUCUCUGGAACAGAUGGAUAUUUUUAUCAUCGGUUGGCACAGUGUCGAUUCUCCUCAAAGGACCUGCAUGGUAUAGAGUUGAUAGACUCUUAUGUUUUCAAUAAGGCUGAAUAUGUCAGAUUCAACAGCACUGUGGGGAGGUAUGUUGGAUACACUGAGUAUGGUGUGAAGAAUGCAAAAGCAUGGAACAGUGAUGCUGGGAUCCUGGGUCAAGAGCAGGCGGAGCUGGAGCGUGUCUGUAAGACUGGCGCUGCUAUCGACUACAGCAACAUACUGGACAAGACAGUUGAGCCCCAUGUCAGACUGAGCUCAGUGACUCCCCCCAGUGGCAGACACCCUGCCAUGCUGAUGUGCAGCGCCUAUGACUUCUACCCCAAACCAAUCAGAGUGACCUGGCUGAGGGACGGGCGUGAGGUGAAAUCUGAUGUGACCUCCACUGAGGAGCUGGCUAACGGGGACUGGUACUACCAGAUCCACUCCCACCUGGAGUACACACCCAAGUCUGGAGAGAAGAUCUCCUGUAUGGUGGAGCACAUCAGCCUCACUGAGCCCAUGAUGUAUCACUGGGACCCGUCCCUGCCUGAGGCUGAGAGGAAUAAGAUAGCGAUCGGUGCAUCUGGUCUGGUGCUGGGAACCAUCUUAGCAUUAGCAGGACUGAUCUACUACAAGAAGAAGUCUUCAGGGGUGCUCUAGUAGCAACAAGGUACAUUGGUGUAUCUGCUGCAGAAAUCGAUCCCAAAUGAGAUUUUCUUGCUUGUUAUGAAUCAGUGUUCCUGAAAGGACGUCUACUGCUGG
Messenger RNA from Oncorhynchus nerka (sockeye salmon), 891 nucleotides. Its product is annotated as H-2 class II histocompatibility antigen, I-E beta chain. NCBI's taxonomy places the organism in Eukaryota, Metazoa, Chordata, Actinopteri, Salmoniformes, Salmonidae. The record is from RefSeq and is a predicted model, not a curated record. Gene Ontology annotation, biological process: antigen processing and presentation; immune response. The coding region runs from base 46 to 789 and encodes 247 amino acids. Gene Ontology annotation, cellular component: membrane; MHC class II protein complex. The transcript is spliced from 6 exons.